Messenger RNA from Closterium sp. Naga37s-1, 387 nucleotides. NCBI's taxonomy places the organism in Eukaryota, Viridiplantae, Streptophyta, Zygnematophyceae, Desmidiales, Closteriaceae. The record is from the annotation of a GenBank genome assembly.
AUGACCGAAGGCUAUGAGUCUUCAGCUCUUGGUUAUGGUAGCGGCGGUUGUGAUGGCAUUGGUAGGGCGUUUGGAGAGAGGAACGGGCAGAGCGACAGAAGCAGAAGGUUCCAAGUGUGUGCGGUUCGGCAUGUGACUGUACGGAAGGCGUUGGUGGGAGGGAGAGUGUGGAAGUUUGCACGAGUGGAUGGGAUUGAGUACAAGCAGGGAGGUGGGCGGCGGACAAAUGAGAUUGAGUUUUGCCCGGUUGCAUGGCAGCAGGAGUUUAAGUGUGGCACUGGAGGGCCUGGGAGCGCAAGGGAGCAACAGCCCCCGACAUGGAGCGCUGGGGACAUCAUGGCGGAGUGCCCUGGGCUGCUGGCUUGGCUGAGCGAGAACUUGCCAUAA